AUGACAACAGACCCGCAUGCGCACACCCGCGUCAACCUCGACCGCGCCGUGCAUCUCUCGACCCAACGUGUCGACAAAAACAGAUCAGCGCCUGCUGUCUUCCUCAAAGUAGCAGCCUCCGCUGUCGGGAAAAGGGAAAAGGAAAGAAAGCGCCGCGUUGGCUCGGGUGGGCAAAAUCAAACUUGCGCGUAUGCCUCGCAGAAGCAGGCGCCCACGUGUGAAAUGCAGGUUACCUACAAAGGCGCGGCGGGUGCCCUUCCGCAGGGCUUGGCCGGAGGCGGUGGCAGCAGCAGAGCCGCCAUCACACUUGCCUUACCGUUCUACACGCAGAGUGGAAGAGCAUAA
Messenger RNA from Trypanosoma rangeli, 345 nucleotides. RefSeq lists its product as uncharacterized. NCBI's taxonomy places the organism in Eukaryota, Euglenozoa, Kinetoplastea, Trypanosomatida, Trypanosomatidae. The transcript has a single exon. The record is from RefSeq and is a predicted model, not a curated record. Bases 1 to 345 code for a protein of 114 amino acids.